UCUGCGCUCGGCGCUCGGCCGGUCGCCCUGCGUACGCUGCGUCUGGCGCUCAGAGGCUAAGGUGCCGCCGUCAUGUCGACCGCCAUGAACUUUGGGACCAAGAACUUCCAGCCGCGGCCGCCGGACAAGGGCAGCUUCCCGCUAGAUCACUUCGGUGAAUGUAAAAGCUUUAAAGAGAAAUUCAUGCAGUGUCUCCGUGACAAUAAUUUUGAAAAUGCUUUGUGCAGAAAUCAAUCAAAAGAAUAUUUAGAAUGCAGAAUGAACAGGCAACUGAUGGCUCAAGAACCCCUGGAAAAACUGGGAUUUGGAGAUUUGAUAGGUGGAAAAUCAGAGGCAAAGAAUGAAUUUUGAUGAGAAGAAGAUCCCUGGGCUCUGUUCAGCAGUCACAUGAGUUGGAGGGUGCUGCUGCCUCUUAGACCCCCGAAGUCCUACCUGGCUGUGCCCCAGAUAGGGCUUUCAUUGUGCCUUGAAGUACUCCACACAAAGUCCAGAUGGGUGUCCCUCCUUUGUGGAUAUGUCUCAUAAUUAGGCAAGUGGCUUAUCUUAUGAAGCUCCCAGAUUAUUUUCAAAAAUUAUUUUCCUUUUAGAUCCUCAUUUUCCCAGAAGGGAGUGAUUUUAUCAUUAAACCCACACGUGGGACAAGUCCUGAGGGAGGCCACAACAGAGGUGAGGAUGAAGAGUGAGAUCUGUCAGGCCAUGAGUGCUCUGCACAGCAGUGGGUUUGUCUGCAGCACUCUGAGUAGCUUUUCAAUACCGAGAGGUGUACACAAACUUCAGUCUGCUGUGUCCACAAACAUUCAGAAAAUAACCAUUUCCUAGCAAGAAAGGUUUCUUCUUUGUACUCAAAAGAA
Messenger RNA from Nycticebus coucang (slow loris), 851 nucleotides. Its product is annotated as cytochrome c oxidase assembly protein COX19. The record is from RefSeq and is a predicted model, not a curated record. Bases 73 to 351 code for a protein of 92 amino acids. Gene Ontology annotation, biological process: mitochondrial respiratory chain complex IV assembly. The transcript has 3 exons. Gene Ontology annotation, cellular component: mitochondrial intermembrane space. Lineage: Eukaryota; Metazoa; Chordata; Mammalia; Primates; Lorisidae.